CCCCAGAGGCCAGGGCUUCUUCCGGCGGGGGGAGGCCUCUCCUUCACCCCAGCUAUUAUGGAACUUGGGAGAAGGGCUGGGGCCUUUGGCCACCCAGCAGGUUGAGCCCUGCACAGGGCAGUGUCCCUAGAUCUCAGGGAUGGAACUGGAGAAUGGGCAGGCAGGGAAGGGGCUCUCUGAUGCACCGUCUCUGUAGAUACUCCCCCCGUCCUCCGUGAGCUCCUUGGUGGUAGGGGCUCCCUGGCCAUCACCUGGGCUGGCUCCUUUCAUACCCAUCCUUCUGGGCAUUGAGGCUGGCCCACCUUUGUGUUGUGACCCUGGAGGGCUCCCAGGGGCCCACCUGAGCGAUGGUUGGGGUAGGGUGGCCACACUCCCUGGGAGUCCUGACGUUGAGAUGUAGCCCUGCACGUCUAGCCAGGGACCGGAGGCAGAGUGUCCUGGGGCGCUGUGUUCUUUCGCCUGCUCGGGCCUGCCCACGGGACGUGUAAGGUGCAGAGUCCUGGGCCGCGACCCAGACCUUCAGACAGCUGCACGGGGAGCUCCUGGCAGUUCUCACUGUAGAGAGGAAAGAACCACUCCUGGGUUUCCGAAGCCUUUGGAGUCCAGGAUAUAGAACAAAAAGCAUUAGCGUGUCGGGUGCUCGUGUCUGAAACUUGCACCAUUGCCCCAGGACUCAGGGGGUACCAGGUAAUGAGGCUCCUGCUUCUCCCUUUGCCCUCCUUGCCCACAGUCAGUGUCACCCCCAGGCUCGUCUGCCACGUCCUCCGGUGUUGUGCAUGGAGUCCCCCCCCCCCCACCAGCGACGGGACGGCGCCCCCAGGCUGCAGCUCGCUGACUGUGGCCAGGAACAGCCUCCUCUCCUGCAGGGCUGUGGGCGGCCUGGACAGCAAGCAUGGUGCCCUCCGGCCAGGUGGCAGAGAAGCAGGAGCCCCCGGAGCUUGGGCGGCACCCUGAGCUCAAAUCCUGGAGGUGCCUGGUGUUCUACCUGUGUUUCUAUGGCUUCAUGGCACAGAUGCGGCCCGGGGAGAGCUUCAUCACCCCCUACCUCCUGGGCACCGAUAAGAACUUCACGCAGGAGCAGGUCACCAACGAGAUCACGCCGGUGCUGUCCUACUCCUACCUGGCGGUGCUGGUGCCCGUCUUCCUGCUCACCGACUACCUGCGCUACAAGCCGGUGCUGGUGCUGCAGGGCCUGAGCUACGUCUCCGUGUGGCUGCUGCUGCUGCUGGGCGACUCCGUGCUGCACAUGCAGUUCAUGGAGCUCUUCUACAGCCUCACCAUGGCCGCCCGCAUCGCCUACUCCUCCUACGUCUUCUCGCUCGUGUGCCCGGCCCGCUACCAGCGCAUGGCCGGCUACUCGCGCACGGCCGUGCUGCUGGGCGUCUUCGCCAGCUCCGUGCUGGGCCAGCUGCUGGUCACCGUGGGCCGGGUCCCCUUCUCCACGGUCAACUACAUCUCCCUGGGCUUCCUCACCUUCAGCCUGCUCCUCGCCCUCUUCCUGAAGCGCCCCAGGCGCAGCCUCUUCUUCAACCGCGCCGCCCCCGCGCGCCACGGGGCCUCGCCCUCGGAGCUGGACCGCAUGAACCCGGCCCCCUCCCGGCCCGCAGACGCCAUGCCGGGCCGGGCACCGCCGGGGGCCUGGCGGGACUGGACCCUGGUGCGCAUGUUCCGGGAGCUGGGGGACCACCUGCGGCUGCCGCAGCUGCGCCUCUGGUCCCUCUGGUGGGUCUUCAACUCGGCCGCCUACUACCUGAUCGUGUACUACGUGCACAUCCUGUGGAACGUGGUCCACCCCACCACGGACGCCGCCUCCGUCUACAACGGGGGGGCGGACGCCGCGUCCACCCUGCUCGGUGCCAUCACCUCCUUCUCCGCGGGCUUCGUGAAGAUCCGCUGGGCGCAGUGGGCGAAGCUGGUCAUCGCGGGCGUGACGGCGGUGCAGGCCGCGUUGGUCUUCCUCAUGUACAGCACGAGCAGCAUCUGGCUGUGCUACGUGGCCUUUGUGCUCUUCCGUGGCGCCUACCAGUUCCUGGUGCCCAUCGCCACAGCUCUGUGCCCUGGUGUUCGGAGUCAACACGUUCUUCGCCACCGUCCUCAAGACCAUCGUCAUCCUCAUCGUUGCCGACAAGCGGUGUCUGGGCCUCCCGGUGCGCUCGCAGUUCCUCGUCUACUUCGUGUACUUCCUAGUGCUGUUCAUUGUCUACCUCUCGGCGGCCAUGCUGGUGAUCCUGCGGCCCCUCCGGGAAGGCCGCCACCCGCCCCCAGCCCUGCCCCCGCCCCAGGAGGAGAAGGCCGAGCAGGUGCUGAGCCUGCAGGACAGAGGCCUCAGUGGCCCGAAGCCGGAAGCCCCCCCGCCGGCCCUGGAGGACAGCGUGUGGACGGCAGGGCUGGCCUCUCGGGAACAGAACCAGCAGCCCGAGGCCAAAGCUUGACCCAGCCCGGCCUAGCGGGAGGCCAGGCUCCUCUGGCACCGGAGGCAGCCCGUGCACCGUGCUCCACAUCCUGGGGCCUUGAUGUCUCAGAAGGGAUGUCUCUUCGUAGCUGGCCCAGGACCCGGGUUCCGGCACGGUCCACAUUCCAGUGUUCGCAUUGUGGAGCCAGGGACUGACGGGGACCCUAGGUGGGAUAUCCCUGUGACCCACACCCCGGGGGCUUGUCUGGCGGUGGCCCUGAGUACUGGUUCUCGUCCCCAUCCCGCUGCCUGCUGGGGCACUGCGGGCUGGCUUGCUGUCCCCGUGGCGGGGAGGGGGGUCUCAUGUGCCCACCAGGCCACUCUGCCUUCACCCCGCCCCCCACAAGAGGCAGGUCCUGCUUGUUCCUGGGGACCAGUGAGGGGGCCAAGAUGCCAGCCUCAGGGACUCAGUCCCCCACAGGGUAUCCUGUGCCCUGCAGGGCCAGGCCGGGAUCCCUGAUUGCCGUAGCCUGUGGCUAAACUUGGUAAGGCCAGUUGUCCAGGUACUUGCUUUAGACUAUGUCCCUUUCCUAAAGAAAGUUGACCCAAAUGAGAAGCCUCAGUGGGCUUCUCUUUCCGGGCGAGACGCCAGGCAUUGGCCGGUGGCAGACAUUGGCCCGUCAGGUGGAAGCAGGGAUGCGGGGGCCCUGGAGCCCCGCUUCUCCCCCAGCGGGCUAACCCUGACCUACCUCACUGGUGACUGCAGACCGCUUGGGGUCACUCACCCACGUGCCGGCCCACACGGGACCCACCCUGAGCACACCGCCUCAGAUGCAAGACCGUCGGCUCUCCCCAAAAUCAAACCACAAGCCCCACACGUGGAGGGGCUCCUGGUCUUGUACUAACCUGGCGUGGGUGGGGGCGGCUGGUCAGGAGGCCAAGAAGAGGGCCCCGGCCCCAGGCAGGAACCCAAACCAGGCCCCCACGGCCUCGAGCUGAGCACAGCCCCCUCCUACAGCCCUGUCUUGAGAAGCGCCCACGCCCCGCGGGAAGGGAAGGCCAGCUGCUCGGAGCCAGCUUGGUGCAGAGAGGUUGGAGCAGCCCUCCUGGAGAGGAGCUGCCUGCACCCAGGGAUCCCUGAGGUCCGCUUGUCGGGGGCAGGGUGUCUCAGGAGGCUGCCCUGAGGCUGCAGGAGGAUGCUGGGGGGGGCGGGGCAUCCACAGGGGGCCUCCCCGCUGACUCCAUGCCCCAGGGACCCCGUGGGGAGGGGCAGUGCUCUUCCCCUUCCAUGCUCAGGGAUCCUGCGGGACUUGGCAGGUGGAGGGCGGUGCCUCUCACCUCUGGUCACUGUCCUCACGAUGCAGGCCUUUGCUCUUGCCCCCACCCUGACCUGUGAAUGCUCCCAUGGGUGGGUGGCCCAGCCACCUGGCCCCACGGUGGGUUCUGUGUGCUGCAACAGCUCUGGGGAGAACGUGGGUGCUGGGUCUACACCCCGGCUUGCCUGUGCGGACUGCCGGCCGUCCCCAGGGACGCUCCGGAGACAAGGUUUAGGGCACCAGCAUCCCCGUGCACGUGUGUGCAUCUGACAUCCGUGUACAUCUAGCCACGCCCACCUGUGCCCCUUCAGCGGGACCCACCAGCAGGACAGAGACCCCCACAGUCUGUCUCACGAUAACGAAGGCUGCUUCCAAACCGAGUGUCCAUGCAAAACGCUGUUUUUAUUUGGAGCCUGUUUGGAAACCACAUUACACAGUUAGCAGGACCGGCUGCCGUGGUUUACAGGGCAGUGUUGAGACAGCAGACCUGAGGCGCUUGGCUCCGUGCCCACGACCCAGCACAGCCACCAGGGGGGGAGGGACCCUGGGGGUGCCCCCAGAAUGCCCCCUUCAGAGUGCUUUGUCUACACGGCCUCGGGUCCCAGGGCUCGGCAAGGCCGGUCUCAGGUGAGCCGUGUCCUGGCUGAGGACAGGUGUCGCGAUCCUGUUUGCCCCUGUGCCUUGUUUUAAGUAAGCUUCGUGCCCAGCGUGGAGCCCAACGUGGGGCUUGAACCCACAAACCAUGAGAUCAUGAUCUGAGCUGAGAUUGAGUCGGACACUUAACCUGAGCCACCCAGGCACCCCUUUCCUCUGUGGUUUUUUGAACUCUGUGUCCCAUGAAGAUAAACCUGGGGCCCUGGACUCAGCAGGCAGGAGUUCUGGCCGGGCACCUGGGAGUGGGAGUAGGUUUGGGCCCAGUUGGGUUCCGGGAUGUGCUCCUGGGCAAGGCUAGGGAAGCCUCUGCUCUGGGAAUCCUUGCCUCAGCAAAGGAGUUUUGGACCUGGGCGGGGCCCGGGGACAGGACACUGCCAUCCCUGGGUGGGGGCCCCUCAACUCCUAGCGUGGGGGUGUCUGGCUGGCUCAGUCAGUAGAGCUCUUGAUGUCAGGGUUGUGAGUUUGAGCCCCACGCUGGGGGUAGAGAUGAAAAAUCUCCCUGCAGGGC
Leopardus geoffroyi (Geoffroy's cat) is the source of this 4870-nucleotide messenger RNA. It is a transcript of the gene SLC19A1, whose product is annotated as solute carrier family 19 member 1. NCBI's taxonomy places the organism in Eukaryota, Metazoa, Chordata, Mammalia, Carnivora, Felidae. Gene Ontology annotation, cellular component: basolateral plasma membrane; plasma membrane; apical plasma membrane. The transcript is spliced from 7 exons. The record is from RefSeq and is a predicted model, not a curated record. Gene Ontology annotation, biological process: methotrexate transport; folate transmembrane transport. Gene Ontology annotation, molecular function: folate:monoatomic anion antiporter activity; methotrexate transmembrane transporter activity; folic acid binding. The coding region runs from base 893 to 2608 and encodes 571 amino acids.